Molecule: messenger RNA, 1890 nt
Organism: Lytechinus variegatus (green sea urchin)
Lineage: Eukaryota; Metazoa; Echinodermata; Echinoidea; Temnopleuroida; Toxopneustidae
Product: adenosine receptor A1-like
Exons: 1
Coding region: 477-1790 (437 amino acids)
Biological process (GO): G protein-coupled receptor signaling pathway
Cellular component (GO): membrane
Molecular function (GO): G protein-coupled receptor activity
Source: RefSeq, a predicted model, not a curated record
GUCUGUCUUUCUUGCUCCAUCUUGCCAAAGCGGGCGGCACCUCACUCUUCUGACGCCUGUCAUUGGAUAAUUAGCUCUAGCUAAUUAUAUAUUCAUAUCGCAUGGACCAAUCGCGAUAUCCCUUGACUUCUCUCCUCACGAGAAUGCCCGUCUUGAUUACCGGUACAUUGUCAAUACGCCAAUAUAGGUGCCGGUGUUUGUCGCGCUUCUCACUUGUAACAUCAUCGCCAUGAAUCAAGUUUUAACGAAUUGAGGUCUCCGCCGUGCAAGACAUACUUUCAACUAGAUAAAUCGACAUAAAUAUUGACAAAUCUCUCUAUCUUUAUUUCCAUUUCUUCAGAUUUCAUUCUUUUCUUUGCGACAUCCGAGUUGGUAUCAUACGUUUAUUCCUUAUCACUUGCUGAAUGGGUUUUUCGCAUUACCAUUAUCAGGAGAUUCGUUACUGUCUCGAUUCGUAUUUAAUUUAGGGGGCCUAUAUGCUUUCUGAACGUCUGUCUACAUCUUGUAUAUUUGCCAGACUUGACUUUUUAUUUAAUAUCAACGUCUAUGAAAGUAUUUCGGGGUACUUCUUACCUAUAAAAAUGGAAAGUCAUUCUACACCGUUUAUCGACGUCAUGAAUGGAACAGUGCUUCCUGAACAUGUCACUUCAACCGACAUCAGUGAUUACGGUGCCAACGUCGGCUGGGUUCUACCGGCUUACAUCAUCAUCAUGACCAAUGUCUCUAUCGCCGUCCAAAUCACUCUCCUCAUCGUGAUAUUUUUCGGAAAUUCCCUGGUCGUGAUCCUCGUCGCCAAGAACGAACAGCUGUGGACGAUGUCGAACUUUUUCGUAGUCAGUCUCGCGUUCGCCGACGUUCUCGUCUCGUUGUCGAUGAUCCCAGGGGUGUACCUAACCCUCCACCCUACCUUUGCGAAUGGAGUGUACACGUGUCUGCUGGUGUGGUGCCCUAUCAUAUUUUCAACAAGUAUAUCGUGCCUUUCACUGACCAUGAUCACACUCGAUCGCUACAUCAAGGUCGCACACCCCUACGUCUACCGCUCCAUCGGCACAGAGCGCGGUGCCCUCAUCGCUAUCGUCAGCGUGUGGAUAUACAGCAUCCUCAUCGCCAUGGUGCUGCCGUUCGCCGGCAUCCAUUCCCUCAUCCCCGGGCAAGUAUUCUGCUUCGAGUUCGGUGCCGUCUUCGAUGUCAUCCACCUCCAUUUCUUCCUCAUCGCCAACGGUAUCAUCCCCUUUAUCAUCAUGAUCGUCCUCUACUUUCACCUCUUCAUCAUAGUCCUGCAGAAGAUUAAGUCCGAUCGUCGCAUCAUGCCUCAGGUGGGCAAUCAGCAAGCGAAUCGACCACGCUCUGAGCUCAAGUCGAUCAAAACCCUCGUCAUCAUCCUCGGGUUUACUUGCAUCGCGUGGAUCCCAAGCAACGCGCUCGUGUUCAUUGAUCUCUACACGCCUCAGUACGCGCCCGGUCUCGUUCCCCGCACCGUCCUGAGCUGGCUCACAUACCUCAACAGCGCGGUCAACCCAUUCAUCUACGCGCUGCGCAGUGAAACAUUCCGCGUCGCCGCGAAGAGAGCGUUCUCGAUUACGACCGAGACUUCGCUCGUCUGGUGGAUAAACAGCAUGCGAGGGAAUCCUUCGAGAGUGCACCCUCAGCCCGGAAACAACACGGCGCAGAGUAACGGGAGAGAAGACAUCCGCGAUGGGUCUGGUAGCGGCGAUGAGACAAGCGGCUUCCCGUCAUCAAUGGCAGUUGAAUUACCCGAUAACAGCAAUCGAUUAGAUAUCUUACCUUGAUGAUAUCUUACCAUCAUAUAAUAGGCCUACUGGCCUAACGCCAGGGGCGGCAGAACGUAUUUUCGUUUUUUUUUUUUUUGGGGGGGGGGGCAAAAAAGAA